Molecule: messenger RNA, 1185 nt
Organism: Camponotus floridanus (Florida carpenter ant)
Lineage: Eukaryota; Metazoa; Arthropoda; Insecta; Hymenoptera; Formicidae
Product: inosine-uridine preferring nucleoside hydrolase-like
Exons: 6
Coding region: 143-1129 (328 amino acids)
Molecular function (GO): hydrolase activity, hydrolyzing N-glycosyl compounds
Source: RefSeq, a predicted model, not a curated record
GUUUGAGGUUGCACGUGACUGCUACUGCUGUUGUUAACCGAUGCGAGUUUGUUUGCCUGUAUCUGUCGUUGACAACAUUUGAUAGCGAUUUCCAGGACAUUUCCUUCCAGAUUCUAAAAGAGUAUCAGAACAAUCGACGGAAAUGGAUCUAAUUCAUGGCAUAUCAAUGAUUAUGAUAUUGUUAUAUCUACUCUGUAUCGCCACUAGGUACUGUAAAACUGCGCCUAGAAAAAUGAUAAUAGAUACAGAUGCUGGGGGAGAUGAUGCUCUAGCAAUAAUGUUGGCCCUCAUGUACGAGACCAAGACACAUGACAUCGAAAUUCUAGCUAUAACUGCUACAUAUGGUAACACAUACUUGGAGAAUGUGGAACAGAACGUUUUAAAGACUUUAACAAUUGCCAAUAGAAGCGAUAUACCUGUAUACAGCGGUGCCCAAAAACCAUUGAUAAAUGUAUAUGAAAAUAGUGAUUAUUUUGGCAAGGACGGAUUUGGAAAUUUCAAUUUUACCAGAAACAUAACUGCAAAAGUAGACAAAUCAAAACACGCUUCUGUGCUACUUGUAGAAUUGGUGAAAAAAUAUCCAGGCGAAAUAACUAUAGUCAGUCUUGGACCUCUGACAACGAUUGCUACAGCAAUCGCGUUGGAACCUAAUUUCCUGCAUCUAGUAAAGCAACACGUUGUAAUGGGAUCGAGCCUCGACAGUAGUAACAUUGAAUUUAAUUUCCAACAAGAUCCGGAAAGUGAUUGGAUUGCAUUGAAUAACACCAAUAAACCUAGUAUUAUAUUUCCAUUAGACACAGUACAGGCUAAUUCUAUCUCAAAGGAGGAAUACAGAAACAUUUAUAGUACUCUAAAUGGUUCUAUCGCAAACUUUUUGCUUCAAGCUGAAAGAAUAGCUUUGGAAAGAACCGAAAUGUGGGAAGCAGCAGACGGAAUGGCUAUGGCAAGUGCUCUACGAUCGGAAAUAAUAACGGAACGUUAUAAAACUAACUUAAAACCGAUAAUCGCCGGUGAUGCAAGAGGUUCAGUUGUGAAAGAUGAUAAUAAUAAUCAAGUAUGCAACGCAGAAAUUAUAAAAAAUAUUAACGUAACCGCAUUUAAAAAUCUGCUAUUGGAAUAUCUUUCUUAACAAUAUUUUUUUUAAAUUGUGAAAUUAUAACUAUACCAUAAAUUAAAUUAAAUUAU